Molecule: messenger RNA, 803 nt
Organism: Phlebotomus argentipes
Lineage: Eukaryota; Metazoa; Arthropoda; Insecta; Diptera; Psychodidae
Gene: sel
Product: protein seele
Exons: 4
Coding region: 150-746 (198 amino acids)
Cellular component (GO): endoplasmic reticulum
Source: RefSeq, a predicted model, not a curated record
CUACACAUACACAAAGGCAUUCUGGCCAAUUGGAACGUGGAAACGUGUUCCUCCAGUGGACAAUAUAAAAAGAAAUGCUUGAUUUUCCAAGGGUGCCAGUCAAUUUCCAGUGUGCCAGGUGAUAAAAAUACCUUACCGACUAUUCAGAGAUGAUGAAGACUGACUGUGUUGCAUUCCUGCUCCUUUUGGGCGUUGUGGCAAUUGCCGGACAGAAGGUUGAUCCUCGGGAGGCGAAGUGCCUCAUCUGCAAGGCCACGCUGGUCGAGAUGGACAAGGCUAUAAGUAAAGUGGAUCCCAGGAAGAAGGCAGAAGUGGGGAACUUCCGGAUAGAUGCCACUGGGGAUUCAGGAGCCAAGAAGAUGGUGCCUCUGGUGAAGUCUGAGAUGUACUUGACGGAAUUGAUGGAGGAGAUCUGCGAGAGCAUGGAUGAUUACGCCAAGGCGAGAUUCAAGAAAGACGGCAAGUUUACCAUCCUCAAAUUCAUCGAAGACGGAGGCAUGAAUCCACUGGUAAGCGAGGUGGACUUCGUUCAGGAUGGCGAUCUCAACAAGAGCCUGAAGCACUACUGUCUCGAGGUUCUGGAGGACUACGAGGUGGAUAUCCUGAAGAUCUACAUGGCUGAUGAGCCUGUCAAGGAUGCCGAUUACAAGGUCUGCACGCACGCCGCGCGCUAUUGCGAAGAUCCGGCGCCUCAGGAAGAGUACACAAUGGAGGAAGAUGAAGAAUCCGAGCGUGAGGAACUGUGAAGAGUCCAAGAGUGUCUUUUUCUAUUCAACAAUAAAGGUGUGUUUUCUCAAAAAUAA